Molecule: messenger RNA, 1527 nt
Organism: Perkinsus marinus ATCC 50983
Lineage: Eukaryota; Perkinsozoa; Perkinsida; Perkinsidae
Product: Ammonium transporter, putative
Exons: 1
Coding region: 1-1527 (508 amino acids)
Biological process (GO): ammonium homeostasis; ammonium transmembrane transport
Cellular component (GO): membrane
Molecular function (GO): ammonium channel activity
Source: RefSeq, a predicted model, not a curated record
AUGGUCGUAUUGUAUAUGAAGGUCGUCAUUUUAGCGAGCUUCAUCGCCGCAAGCGUCCUCCCUGAUGCAUCCACUGAGAUCACCAUGAAUCAGCGAAUCCUCGAGCUCGAAGCAAAGACUGCGAAGUUAGAACGACUCCUUGAGAGCUACGGCUCUGCUCCACAUCGAGCCCUUGCUGAUGACCCUACUGUUGCCGGCCUCGCUGAUGCCACUGAUACUAUCUGGCUUAUCAUCUGUGGUGCCUUGGUGAUGCUCAUGCAAUUCGGCUUUGCUGCAUUGGAAGCUGGCUCCGUCAGGGCUGGCAAUGUCCAAAACAUCCUCCUCAAGAACCUGCUAGAUGUCUCGGUGGGCACAUUGUGCUGGUGGGCGUUGGGGUUCGGCAUCGCCUACGGUGUUGGUAAAGCCCAUGGCUUUUUCGGUAACGCUCUCUACGAAUAUAAAGAUGGUAGCAGUACGCCUUCGGCUGGUGAGUACGCUUUCAAGGAUUGGUUCUUCCAAUGGGCUUUCUGUGCUACCGCUGCCACUAUCGUCUCGGGUGGUGUGGCAGAGAGGGUGCGUUCGAGCAGUUAUUUCGUUUAUUCUGCUAUGAUGAGCGCUUUUAUCUACCCUGCGGUGGUUCAGUUCACUUGGAGUGGUGAUGGUUGGCUUUCCACAACUUUCGAUUCGGCUUACUACGAUUUCGCUGGUAGCGGUAUUGUCCAUCUUACCGGAGGUGUAGGGGCCUUGACUGGGGCGCUCAUUCUUGGUCCUCGCCAUGGCCGCUUCAAGGUGGACUAUGAUCAGAGCGAGUUCGAUCCCCACUCCGUCCCUUUGAUUGUCCUUGGUACUUUUGUUCUGUGGUUCGGAUGGUUUGGCUUCAACGCUGGUUCCACUUUGUCCAUGCAUUCAAGUGAGAGCGCCUGGUUGGGUUCACUGGCGGCUGUCAAUACUGCUCUGGCUGCAGCCGCUGGAGGUUUCGUCACCUUCCUCAUACGCUUCCUAUUCGUCAAGAAGUACGAUGUGGUGGGUGUCUGUAAUGGGAUGCUGGCUGGUUUGGUGUCAAUCACUGCUGGCUGUGCUAACGUUGUCCCGGGCAGUGCCAUUGCUAUAGCUACCAUCGGAGCGGUAGUCUACCAGUUCGCAUCUUGGAGCAUCCAGAAAUUGAAGAUUGACGAUCCACUCGACGCCUUUGCAGUGCAUGGGGCCUGUGGUAUUUGGGGCGUUCUCGCAGCUCCACUGUGGGAUUACGAACAAGGUUUCGACGUGUUCAGUGCAUCGCCCAACGUCUCGGUCGGCUACCAGUUCGGUAUCCAGCUCUUGGGUGUUGUCGUGAUUGUGGCCUUUGUCGGCGCAAGCAGUGCCGUUAUAUUCGGCUUCAUGCGUCUCUUCAAGAUCUUCCGUGUUAAAGAACAUCAUGAAGUGGCCGGUGUGGAUGUCUCCAAGCAUUAUCACUCUCAAGCUUACAGACUCUCUGGGAGGUCGAAGGAGUCAAUGGUCACUGCUGGCUCUGCCCUUGAUGGCAGUGACCUUCCAUCCGACAGCUGUUGA